This is a messenger RNA of Oryza brachyantha (malo sina), 1370 nucleotides long. Its product is annotated as 2-oxoglutarate-dependent dioxygenase AOP3-like. Gene Ontology annotation, molecular function: dioxygenase activity. The coding region runs from base 222 to 1178 and encodes 318 amino acids. Lineage: Eukaryota; Viridiplantae; Streptophyta; Magnoliopsida; Poales; Poaceae. The transcript is spliced from 3 exons. The record is from RefSeq and is a predicted model, not a curated record.
UACUGCUCGAAGGGUAUAGAAAGUAUCAAUAGUCUCUUCCAUAAGAAUUGCUCUAACCCAAGGAGCAAGGGUUGGCAACUAGUCCCUUUACACUGUAUUUAAUAAAAUCCAACACUAUUGUAGAUGCAAAGCGAUGAACAAAUUUGGCACACAUCACAGAGGAGGAAAGCCACGACGCUCCGACGAAGGCGACGAGCAGCAGACAAGCUAGCGAGCAGCCCAUGGCGACGGCGAUGGCGAUCCCCAAGGUGGACCUGCGCGGUAUCGAGCCCGGGACGCCCGGGUGGGAGGAGGCCCGGGCGGCGGUGGUCGCGUCCAUGGUGGCGCACGGCUGCGUCGUGGUCGCGCACGGCGCGCUCGGGCCGGAGCUCCGGGAGGCGCUGUUCCGCCGCGCCAUGCCGGAGCUGUUCGCGCUCCCGGCGGAGGCGAAGCAGCGGAACGUCUCCAGGGUUGGCCCCUUCCGGGGUUACAUCACCAACACCCCCGGCAUGAACUGGGAGAGCAUCCGCGUCACCGACCCCGCCGACGCCUCCCGCGUCCGCGAGUUCGCCGACCUCCUCUGGCCGGACGGCAACGCCGCCUUCUGUGAGACGAUGGUGUCGGUGGGCAAGAAGAUGACGGAGCUCGGUUGGACGCUGGAGAGGAUGAUCCUGGAGGGCCUCGGCGUCCCGGAGGGCCGCAUCGCCUCGCAUCUCGCCAUGCACGAGGACGGCCUCCGCCUGUCCCGCUACGGCCCGCCGCCGGACGCGUCCACGGCCGUGUCCAUGCCGGUGCACCGCGACGACACCGUGACCACCAUCGUCGUGCAGCACGAGGUGGAGGGCCUCGAGGUGCAGCUGCCCGGCGACGGCACCUCAUGGUACACGGUGCCCCCCGAGCCCGACACCGCCACCUUCAUCGCCGGCGAGCUGUUCACGGUGGUGACGAACGGGAGGGUGCCGGCGUGCGUGCACCGCGUGAGGACGCCGAGCAGCCGCGAGCGCCUGGCGGUGCUGUUUGCCAGCCGGUGCAAGGAGGGCACCGUGGUGAGCGCCAUGGAGGAGCUCGUCGACGGCGAGCACCCGCUGGCGUACAAGCCCUGCAAGGAAGAGGAUUACAUCGCGUUCCGCCACUCGGAGGAAGGCCACAAAUUCAGCCACCCGCUCGAGGCCUUCUGCGGGGUGGAGGCUGCACAAUGAAUCCCUCGAAUUAUUAUGACGCUUAAAUAAUCAAGAGUAAAUUACACUUUAUAUUAUUGGGUAAAUAAAUGGAUCAUGUUUUACUUUGCACCAAGUUAAACACGUGUGCUUUUCAAUUUGCAACCGUUUGUAUUCAAAUAAAUUUCACUCAACAACAUAAUACAUCAUUAAUAAAAUUUCAUACAAAUAUAA